GUACCUAAUAAGUUUAGUACCCCCCCCCUCUAAACAGAGUACUGGUCGUGUGUUGUGUUACUUUGUGUCAGAUAUGAACGGGCCGGCAGGAGGAGAGCUGGACUACAAGCGGAAGUACAAGAAUCUCAAGCGCAAGCUCAAGUUUCUCAUCUAUGAGCAGGAAUGUUUUCAGGAGGAGCUACGGAGAGCACAGAGGAAACUGCUGAAGGUGUCAAGAGAUAAGAGUUUCCUGUUGGACAGAAUCCUGCAGUAUGAGAAUGUGGAUGACGACUCUUCAGAUUCUGAUGUGACGGCGUCCUCUGAAAAUAGCGACACAGAAGGAGCCCGCGGACCCAGCACCCCCAUCCCUAAAAGGAAAAGGAGUCCCCCUGCAGGCCCGGCCUCACCACCACCGUCGUCCUCUUCAGGUCUUUCCAUUCACCCAGCUGGAGGACCAUACCUCAGUGCUAUGAGCUCUCCCCCCUACACCCCGUUCCCCUCGGAAUAUCUGGCUCCUCUCCCCAAUUCCACGCCCCCCAAAUCUGAUCGCAUCAAGAGAGACAGGAAGAACAAAGGGGUUAAAUCUAAGAAGCCCAAGAUUCCACUCGGUACUCCCCCAGGUUGUGUUGGCGUUUUACCCUUCAGCCCUCGCUCAUCUAGUCUCCCUCCACUUUCCUCCACCACCAAACUCACCCCUCCUCCCCCCAUACUCAGCACAGUGCCCCAGCAGAUGUUCAGUGAUGGGGGAGAGGGCAGCGGAGACGAGGGACCCCUUGAUGGAGAUGAAGAGGAUGACUUGGUCAUUGACAUCCCAGAGUAACUGCGAUAUGUGCACAAAAGAGAGGUGGGGAGAUCAUCUCGCAUCCCAGGAAAUACAUCUGUUUCUGCUUUGUACUGCGAGCGGUGCAUCUGCCCUAGUGCAAAUGCGUUUUGUAAUUUCCCCUGGAGACGAGGACACACUGUAUGAACUGUUGGAGGAAAUGUUAGGGGUCUGGCACUAAAGGAAAUAAACCCUGUAGCUGCUCACACCUGGCGUGAAGAAAGAGUAGGAGGACUUUAUAACUGUUUAACUCGGCAACAGACAGAGUGUGCAGAGUCUCUUCCUCCUACGCUUACUGUGUGAGAGAGUCCUGUCUGUGGUUGUGAGUGACUGUGUUAAUAAACAGACUUGUUUCUUAUUGUA
Molecule: messenger RNA, 1162 nt
Organism: Bombina bombina (fire-bellied toad)
Lineage: Eukaryota; Metazoa; Chordata; Amphibia; Anura; Bombinatoridae
Gene: INO80E
Product: INO80 complex subunit E
Exons: 8
Coding region: 74-799 (241 amino acids)
Biological process (GO): chromatin remodeling
Cellular component (GO): Ino80 complex; nucleus
Source: RefSeq, a predicted model, not a curated record